Messenger RNA from Pocillopora damicornis (cauliflower coral), 3013 nucleotides. RefSeq names its product putative ammonium transporter 3. Gene Ontology annotation, biological process: ammonium homeostasis; ammonium transmembrane transport. Gene Ontology annotation, cellular component: plasma membrane. NCBI's taxonomy places the organism in Eukaryota, Metazoa, Cnidaria, Anthozoa, Scleractinia, Pocilloporidae. Gene Ontology annotation, molecular function: ammonium channel activity. The record is from RefSeq and is a predicted model, not a curated record.
AAAUAUAUAAUGAAAGCUAAAAUUCUAAACUGGAAAACGUUGCUAUACAGUUUGAAUUUUUGUAAAAGAAAAUAAUUGACAAUAUACUUCGAAAUAACUGUUUUGUAACCUUAAGGUGCUUGAAUUUGUUGGAAAAAGAAUGGUUGUUGUUUGCAUCAGAAAUAUCUGUACAUUAAUAACCUUGACUAUUUUCACUUAAAUUUGGGUGAAACUGCGUUUAUUUUCAUAAUUUACUUUCAAUACAGCCUAAAUCUAAUGUAAUAAUUAUGGGAAAAAUCUAGAGGAAAAACUUGCAUGGCGAUGGAAACCGUAUUGUAUUUUUUGAAUAAGCUUAACUUACUCUGUUUCUCAGAUAAAAUGAAACUUCAUUUCAAACCCCACAGAAAAGCAAUUUGUUUUCCCUAGUUUUGUUUUGGUUUUCAUCGUGCUGAAAGCUUGUAACUAGAAUAAUUAAACCUUGGUAAUUUUGCACCGUUUCAAUAUUGAUCAAACACAACUUUCCCAUAGGGCACGAUACGUAGAGUAGUUUCAAUCAGUGUAAUUUACUUUACCAAUGUAGACACGAUAUUUCAGCGAUAAAGAACCUGAACAUUACACUUCUUUUCUCACUUUUUAAUCGCUAAAUUCUAUACAACUUCGUCCUCUUUUUAAAUAGUAAUUGUUUUGGCAACAGUCGAAUUGCGGUAUUGAUAAAACAUAACCUUUUGUCUUGAGCUUUAACAUACGUAGUAUGAUAAAAAUUACCUGGAGUCCUGCUGAUGUGUUGUCUUUCCUUGUACAAGUCAAACUGUGAACAAAUGACUCACUCGUAAGAUUACAUGAAAUAUUCAUCAAACCAAUCUCACGUCUCGAGAUGAUUUACAAAGGAAAGUAUAAAACAAGGUACUUGGUUAUGCAGUUUAAUUUGCUCUGUCGUUUUCUACGAAAAUUGCUCGACUCAGGUGAAAUCGACAGAAUCUGACAGCAAGCAAAUUUUAAGAUGAGCCUUAAUGUAUCGUCAACGAAUAUGACUUCUGUUCCUCCCACCGAAGCAGUUCAAGUUGGCCAUGGUGACGCCGUCUGGAUUUUGACUAGUGCUUUCAUUAUCUUUACCAUGAUCUCUGGAUUCGGACUAGUUGAGUCAGGUAUGGUAUCUAAGAAAAAUGAGACCAACAUUAUGGUAAAGAAUGCCCUGGAUGUGAUUUUCGGUGGCCUCUCCUAUUGGAUAUUUGGCUUCGCUUUCAGUCGGGGAGAACCAGACGAUGAACAUGGUAAAUACAAUGCAUUUUCAGGAUCAGCAAACUUUUUUGCUGACGCAAGCCGGUCAAGAAUGGGAGGCGUGUUCGCUUUGUAUUUCUUUCAAGCAUCUUUUGCAACAACCGCAACAACGAUUGUGUCAGGUGCCAUCGCAGAGCGUGCAAAUUUGCAAGCUUAUAUGGUCUUCUCUUUCACGAACACGUUGGCGUUCUGUUUUCCAGCUUACUGGGUUUGGGGAGAGCACGGCUGGCUGAAAGAGCUUGGAGUGAUAGAUGUGGGUGGAGCCAGUCCUGUACACCUAGUGGGUGGGGUUGCUGGCUUGGUGGGGACCAUCAUGCUAAGGCCAAGACGAAACAAGUACAAUGACAAUGGCUUGACACUAAAAAUGGCUUCUCCGACCAAUGUUCUGUUGGGUAUGUUCAUGCUCUGGUGGGGCUGGCUCGGUUUUAACUGUGGAAGCACAUUUGGAGUCAGUGGUGGUAAAUGGAAGCUUGCUUCUCGGUCAGCUGUCUGCACACUGAAUGCCUCUAUUGGUGGCGGCAUCUUUGCCCAUCUGUUUAGUGUCUUUUAUUUGAAGCGUGUUGAUGUACCAACUUUCAUGUCUGGAAUUCUGGGUAGUCUAGUGAGUAUCACGGCAAUAUGUGCCGUUGCCAGGCCUGGGGAAAGCAUUUUCAUUGGUUUCAUUGGUAGUGUGAUCUCAGUGAUGGGGUGGCUUUUGUUGGAGAAGUUUAAUAUUGAUGAUCCUGUCGGCGCUAUCUCAACGCAUGCUGGCGGGGCCAUUUGGAGUAUGCUUGCUGUCGGCUUGUUCGUCGAACAAGAUCGCCUAGAAGAUUUCUCAGAGACAUACGGUGUUUUCAAAGGUGGCCAUUUCAGAAUUUUGGGAGUUCAGCUCCUGGCAUGCUUAACAAUUGGACUGUGGGCAGCCGUGGUUGCAUUUUUGCAGUUUUUCAUGAUUGGAAAGUUUAUACAUUUCCGAUUUUCUGAAUAUGAGGAGAAACUGGGUGCUGACUUCUGUGAACACGCUGUAGAUCACAGCACGGAGCGAAAGACACCAAAGCAGCUUCAGAAGCUUGAACGGAUGCGUGCAGCAUUGGCAAUAAAGAAUAAAGUUGCACCUGCCAAUAGUCCAGCUGGAUAUCCUCAAGAGAAAAACCUACGAUUUACUCUGUUCCAAACAAUAGUGGGGGCCUUAUGGAGUGCACAGCGAAGCACGCGGGUCAAUCAGUUACAGGCAGAAGAAAGGGAAGGCAAAGAAAAUGAGAAAGGUCACUCAAAGUUAAGAUCAGUGGCAUCUGUCCUUAGGGGUGGUGGAAAUUUCACUCAAGUCUCUGAAUUUCAGGAAGAGAAAUUAGGAGAGGGUGAGGCCUUUGCUGAAAAUAGGAAAGGUGUGGCAAGGUUUAGAGCCAUAGCGCUUGCUUUGAGAGGUGCUCAGCGGAUGAGGAGAGUUACUCAGUCACCGGCAGAGCAGGAGGGAAAUUCUGAUGAUGACCAUACAAGAACUUAAGCAAGGUUCAGACCUGUGGCAUUAGCAGCAAGGGGUAUUCAACACAAAGCAAACACUAUUCAAGUAAAAGAGGCAGCAAAUUCUUAUAACUAAUCUUAAGUUGUUGAUGAUUGUCCUCAAGUUAUAAAUCUGUUGUAAAAAAGAGUAAAAUGUGCGAUGCUUUUUUCUUUGACAAUCAAAAUAAUUUUCUUAACAUGUGUUCUCCUGAAAAUUUUUCCUUUCUGAUUCACUUAUCCAAACGGCCUGUAAGUUAGAAUGAAUUUCUAAUCAAAC